GCACGAGCUGUGUCUGGUUAUAUGGGAGUGGCGGGGGUUGUGGGGGGAUUUCAUAAGGGUAGAGGGGUUGUGGAUAGGGGUUCGAACAGAGCUGGCUUAGGCAAGGGGGUGAAGGAUGCUGGUGGAUGAGACUGGAGGAGAGGAAAGGCGCCGUAAGGGGUGCUCGGAAUCACGGUGGUGGUGUGUACACCCUGUGUAUAUAGUCUGGCCAGAGUGGAAGAAGGGUGCGCCCUACUUCGCGUCGGCGUUUUCCCUCCUGGCAGUGUGCAACGACGUAUCGAAAGAAGGACAGAGAAAGCGAGCACAGGCUGUCUCUCCGGUUCGGUGCCGGGCUUUUCAUAGUCUCUCAUUUCACGACGAGCGUCCGUACCAUCGGUUCGAGUAUUUUGCGCGUUCGACGAAUAUCGGGAGUGAGAGAAAAAAGAAAAAAAGAGGAGAAAGAAGGAAAGAGAUAGCGAGAAUCGGCUGGGAAAACAGAACGGGGAACGCGAACCAGCGAAGAUCGCCUGGCACGGACAACGCCUCGGGCACGGAGCAACGCGAGAACGAGAUAGGACUACGGUCUGUAUCGCGAGUAUAUUUGGUGAUUCGCGUUAGUACGCGUCGUCCAAGGUGGUGGUGCAGAGUAUCGUCCGUCGACGAGGGUGUUGUUGCCGUUAUUGGUUCUCAUCGAUAGUGAAUCGUGGAGUUGGUUUUCGUCAGCUUCACGGAAAGUGCACGUUGAUCGACGCGUUUACGUAAGAACGACGGACGCUCGUGGUGUAUGGUUACUCGUACGUGCUCGUAUGUAUCUCAAUGUGCGCGCGCGCGUGUGAUAAGUACCGUCAAAUACGGGAAGACGAGUCAGGGAAAGAGACGGCGGAGGUUUUCGUCGAUUCGUGAGUUUGCCGAAAAUACCAAUUUGGUCAGCUUCGAUCAUCGCGUAUCCUUCGAAGAUCAAAGGACAAGUAUUCGUUAUCGUACGUCGAGUGGUCGCCGAGUCGACGAAUCAGAAGAAUUCACGAAUGGACGAGCCGAGAUCGUUUAAUCCCGACCCUCUCGUUUGCAUAAUUAGCCGUGCUGCACUGCAACAGCUACACGGAGAGAAGGGUUCGCGUAAACUUUGCUAUAAAGGCUGAGGUGGCAGUCGUAUUAUUCGACGAUACGAGGAGGAGGAAUCGAAUGUGUCGUUAGAAGGAGACGAGGGAAGGUGAGAACAACGACCGAAGGUGUCUCGCCACCGAAGCCUACUCGAAGAAGGAAAUGGAAAAAAUGGGCGUAAGCUUGUUGACAGAGUAUUUUCUCGGGAGAGCGAAAACAUUUCUCGCUUAUUGAUGCGCCUGGCGAGGCUAGCGUCCUCGAGCAACAUAGUCGGGGCGGAUAGCGUCUAUCGCAACCAGGACCAGCAUUCGACAAUAAUAAACGUGUUCGUCAUGGAAAUCGCGGUGUUCUUGUUUUACGUGACGACGUUGCUGGGCAUUGUGACCAGCGACAAGUGCGCUGUCGAGUGUUCUUGUAAGUGGAAGAGCGGGAAGCGCACGGUCGAGUGUGUAAAUCGUGCCCUGACUAGCAUACCGGAGUGGGUCGAUCCGGAAACGCAAGUGUUGGACACAAGCGGUAACGACAUUCGGACCCUGCCGAGUAACAUCUUCAAACGUGUACGUUUGACGAAUCUACAGCGUCUCUACCUACGCGAGUGCCGUAUCGACCGAAUCGAUAGCGAGGCACUGGCCGGCCUUACAAAUCUGGUAGAGCUCGAUCUAAGCCACAACCUCUUAACGGUGGUCCCUACUGCAAGUUUCUUGGAUACACCGUUCCUCAGGGAUCUCGUACUGUCCAACAAUCUUCUCAAGAGAAUUCACUCGCACGCGUUCAAGAGUACGCCGAACCUGGUCAAGUUGGAUCUGUCUCACACGCAACUGGUUGAGAUCGAGGCGAAAGGAUUCCGAGGCUUGGAAUUGUUGGAAAGUUUAAAGUUAAACAAUAAUCAGUUAUCGACCCUUCAUCCCGGCACGUUCGAGCCGUUGAACAAACUCACGAGCAUAGAACUUCACGAUAACCCUUGGAUCUGUGAUUGCCAUUUACGCGAGAUGAAAAUGUGGCUCGUGAAGCAUAAUCUGCCGACCCUUCAAGCACCCAUUUGUCACGGUCCGAAACAAUUAUUGAAUCGUACCUUUACUGAUUUGAGUAUCGACGAUUUUGCCUGUCGACCGAUUCUCUUGAUAGCUAGUCGCUACGCCGAGGCAACGAUAGGCGAAAAUGCCAGUAUCGUGUGUCGAGUUAGUGCGAUACCACCAGCCAAGGUGAAAUGGUAUUGGAACGGACGUUUGCUGACCAACCAUUCGGCAUUCAGUGGCUAUCAGAAGAUUUUGAUCUUUGAGGAGGGUCAGUUCCGGAAAAGAAGUACACUAGUGCUGACGAACGCUCAAGAAGCAGAUUCUAGCGAGUUCUACUGCGUGGCAGAAAAUCGUGCUGGUAGCGUCGAGGCGAAUUUCACUCUUCACGUAUCCCUGAGAACCGCUGGCAUGUCUACUCUCGGUUCCGGCCAAAUUGCCGGUAUAUCCGCCGCUCUGGUCGUGCUCAUUCUCUUUAUACUCCUUAUCAUUCUCGUGUUGUUCAUUCGUUUACGAAGAAUGCCGUUGAAAGAUGUGAAGUCGUCGGUUCCUGCGGAAGGGGUGUCCGCCGAUAGUACAGGUGGUAACAACGAGAAUCCAUCAUCGGCAACGUCGACUACUCGCAGAAAACACGAAGAAAUUGAAACAACGUCGUUCGGUGUGGAAUCGAAGCCACCGGCGUCCUUAAACCUGAGCUACGUUCAAAGACCUCAAGCAGCGAUCUUGCAGACAGAGAACGAGUACGGUUCGAUCGGUCGUUUCGAUGAUCAGAGCCAACAGCCCUCGGUGAUGGUUGCACCGGGUGCUUGUUUCUCUUCUACUACGUCGCUGAUGCCGAUCGACAAUCCUGAUCUUAUCAGGGACACGCGACGUGGUUCGGCGGAAGACAUCACUCCUUACGGCGGAGCGGACUAUAGUCGUAUGGAAGUGGUGGACGACGCGAAGAGCCUUUACACGAGUUGUAUGUGGGAGGCGAGGGAUACGUGCAGAACAACAGUUCCGAUGAGCACGUACCCUUCGAAGGAAGCCCUAGCCGUAGUGGCACCUAUGGUCGAGCAAUUUCCGCCAGGGGCGAAGCAACUAAGAGUAUGGCAGAAGGGAGUUCCGGUUUUGCCACCGGUGUCUGCGUUGAAGCGUGUCCUCGGCUCGACGCGUAGCUCCCCCGAUGAGGGUUAUCAAGAAGGGACUGGAACUGAUGUCUAGGUACCGCUGCUUCAUUACUGUGACGCCCGGCACCGUUACCUGGAGCUUCGUAGACGCCACCAGGACGACACCGACUGCUGAGAGACGUCCUGUCCAGUGCCGGACGAGCGGUAGUGAAAAAGAAAAAAAAUUCUCGAUUUAAUUUAAAUAUCGAAUUCCGUCGCGGAUAUUAACGUGAUGGACUAGAACGUCGACCUGUCACGUGGAUUGCGUAUAUAUAAAACGUAUAAUAUAUACAUACCACAUGUUACACACUCGUACAUACGUAUAUAUAGACCGAGAGAGUGAUCGAUGAAAUGGCUCAAGAUGUAUUCCGUAUGUGGAUAUACAUACGUAUAGAAGGGUGGCAGACACCGAGAAUGGGAAGUCAUUCGGCCGACUCGGUGGAAACGAACGUCCACUUGUCGCGAGAUUUACGUACAGUGGUCGAUGAAAUAGUUGAAGGUGCCGUCGUGACUAAUGCACGGAACACAUAAAACGAAGAAUCUGUCGAGGACUCGAUCGAUAAAUUCCGCCAUCUGUCAGCUCUCGAAAAAUAACGCCGGCUUUCUAACCUCAAAGAACUUUUCAUUUCGAACGUUUUCGCGUCCGUUUUGUGUGUCCGACGUGUAGCACGAUAGGAAGAAUAUCCUACUCGACAUUCUAAACGAACGGAACGGUCAACGCGAUCUGGUAAGAACGACGACGUCGUUUCGGUGGUCUUGCAGUACAAUGUUGACGGCUAACACUUUCUAUAUGAACGAUUAAGGGAUAUUCGGAGGAAGAACAAAAACGAAAAAAAAAAAGAAAAGAAGAAGCGAAAGAGAUAUCACGAAAAAUGGAAUAUAGUAACAUAACGUUUAAAGAUACGGUUUAAAUAUACCGUUUCUUAAGAUAAUGUUUACGAGAAGACUGCAGUGCAUGUUCCGAAGGAUGUGUAGAUAGAGACAGAUACGCGAGAGAAUAAUUUCUAUUUACCGUGUGUGUUGGCUACCGUGUAUACUACAUACGUGAAUUUUCUAGUCAAUUUCGAAGGUGUAAUUAGACGAUGUUAGAUGAUUUGGAUAUGGUGUGAGCACGACGACAAUACGAGAUCGAGAAUACGACCGACGUGCGAUUACGCAUCGCGGUAACGAUGCUCGAAAAAUUCAUCCCAUUUUCCGUCGCGCGUCUAACGAUUCGUCGAUCAGAUUGUUUUUUCAUUUAUUAUUAUCAUCAUCAACGGUACGUACGAAUUAUGAAUACGUUAUAAUUUCGAUAGUCGGAGUAAGAUCGAGUAUCGAAUCGAUUCGGAAUAACUAACGGAAACGCGACAUACGAGGGAAGCGAUAUUGUCACAUCGGAUAGUUAUUGACGUUCGUGUUCGAGGACGAAAAUUCACGGAAACGGUAGAGCGUGAAAUAUGACGUCGGGUACACCUCUGGAUCCGUCGUUGCAAUUCUCCUGACGAUAAAUUGAUUUACUUUGCCGUGCGUUAGGAACCGUUCAAAAUAUAUUCGUGUAACGACACACUGUCUCUUUCGAUAUCGAUUCAUCGAGAAAUUUCACAGACCUUAAAAGCGUUAGUUUACCUACGUCAAUGGUAAUAUCAUAAUAUGUGCGUAUAUAUCAAUAUCGAUACGUCGGUAUCGAUACAUCGAAUAAUUGCUGACAUCGCGAAUGAUGACAAUUACGAACGUCGCGAUACCUCUAUCGAACGAGAUAUCUAAUCAACGAUUGAAUUCGGUGAACAAAGAAAAAGUAAAAAGAAAGUGAGAAAAAAGUUCGCAAUUCCCAGAAUGUAUCCGUCGUCGUUCGAUCUCUGUCUGUUUUUUUGUAUUACCCGGAGCCAAUAGAAUCAAUUACAUAAGACUGUAUAGUAAGCACAGGAAGCCCGUAAGCCAAUUGCAAGCGAAUAUAAACUAUUGCUCAAACACUGAAACGAGGGGCUUGCGAUUGGUUGACCGGCUCAUGCCUCGCGUUAGUGUCUUACGUAAGUGAGUCUGUGUGUGUUGAUCUAGACACUUUGGCGGUAAGCGGUAAGCCAAAACGCCAAUUGCGAAUAUCGGUCAGUUAUCAACCUGUGUCUGUGUUUGUGUCCUGUGUGUUCCGUGUGUGUGUGUAUGCGUAUUUGCCCGACUAUGGUUCGUACGUGUCUUGAGAGCAGUGUGCCUGAAUAUACGUAUUUGAACGUAUGUGAUAAUAUGAUCCAGACCAUGUCUACAUGCGGACGUGUGAAUGUAUGAGUGCACUAGUGUAUACGUGUGCUCGCGCUCGGCAUCGAGAGAUCGAGGGUGAGAUAGUGCAUGCGGUGCAGUGCUUGCAAUUUCUACCGAUUGGUUUAUCGCCUAUCGUUCAGGCCGGCUGCUUUUCUCUGCUCAAUGAUCCUGGAACCGAUCGACGUAUUCGUGAUGAGGUAACAAAAAAAAAAAAAAAAAAAAAAAAGAAAAAGAAAAUAAAAUACGAAAACGACGGAAAAAAUGGAAAUAAAAAUGCCAUGCCAAAUACACUGACUGGUUCUAUUGAAUCGUAUAUUUUACGCGGAUCAAUAAUACGUGGUACAGGCUGGAGAACACGACAGGACACGUUUCUAGUGGUCAUUUUAUUCGUCGACGAACGAGUCCACGGGUUUAUUGGUUGUUUCCCGACCGGUAUCUUGGCCAAAUCACGGUAAUCGCAGUGAAAACACGUGACAACCGGGGCACGAGAACGCGUUCAAUGGAUUUUACUGGAACGAUCUUUUUUUCUCUCUCCCGAUCGAAUUUAACUUUAUUCGUUGCGAUUCGUAACGAACGUUUACGCGUAACGCGCGUGGACCGUGUUCGAAUGGAAUUUAAAAUUAGGCAAACUAGGGAAACUAUGGAAUUUAUGUUAUGUAUCUGUCCAUAACACGAAAUUUACUGUCAUGAGAAAUAGACACGAAUGAUUUGCCGCCUUUUCCCUCAAAAAUACAUGGUUUGCAUCACGUCCAGAAUAAUUUAUGCGUAUCAUCGUUUAAAGUGAGCCAUAAAUGAUGUGCAUAUGUUUAACGUGGAUUGCCCUUUGUCCUUUCACGUAUUAUUUGUACUUGUAUGAAUAUUUGUCCUUUCUCGAAUAUUCGUCUUGUUACGAUAACAUUGUUCCUUAACGAUCAUUUUGUUCCUAUUAGUGUUUUACAAUAUCGUUCGUGUUAUUAAACGUUUAUCUAUUUUUGUUUUAUUAUUCGUUAAUAAAAAGUUGAUUCACGACAUUUUAUAAUACCUUCUAUCAAUUAUAUAUAGAAAUGUUAAUUAUUUUACUAUUUAGAGUUUCUUGCAACCGAGUCACGCCAAUGCGACAUUUAAAGACUACUCGUCCAUGCAUCGGAAGUAACGAUAUUUACCGCAGAUUGUUUUCGUUUACCCGAUCUUUUUAUGCGUCACUGACACGAAACGCUAUUUUUCUUUGUCGUUUCCUGCAACGAAAUCGAUCAAAAUCAAACAAAUUCUUCUCAUGUUAUAUCUUGAUCAAAAUAUUAUUGAUGAAACAAACGAAUAUCAAGUAACCAAAUAUUUCUCGACAUUAGAAAUACAGGUAUAAUUAAACAUACAGGCGAACAAAAAGCUUAAUAUUAAGUUUGCGAAACUAUUAAUUACAAUGAACAACCUAUAUUAUUUACUGUUAGAAGUUCUUCGAUUCUAUCAUAUAGUAAUAAUUUAUUAGAGUAUAUAUACAUAUAUAUCACUCGAAUAUUAUGACAUAUCAAUCCACCGUGUGCCAUAUUAGUGAAACAUAUCAUGCAUUCCUCGAUACGAUUUACAUUUUAUCUAUCUCAGUGUUUUCCUUCUUUUAAUGACCUGCUGUUUGCACAACCGGGUAUCGGAGUUAAUUAUUUGCAAAGUAACGAAAUACGCAUAAGCUGACGACAAUGAACGUAAUGAACGGUCAAAUCGGAUUUAACGCAAAGUAGGCUGGUUCAUAAAGGAGUUGAGCCGUAAUGUAUAUUUCGAAAUGCAAACGUCACGUGAAAUGGAGCAACACGGUUUAUUAAUUUCUCAGUAACUAUAAUUUCACAAAUUUGGAAAGUCGACAGAACGAAAUGCACCCGCGUUUUCGUUACAGUUAUGUCCGGCAUGCAGUGGUUACACGAAGUAUUGGCACAAAGCUUUUUUUUUAGCAGAUUCUACAUUUCAUUUUCAGAGCUUUUUCAGUCAUGUGAUAGUACCUACUAUUAAAUGAAAUGAAAUGUAAUAUAUUUGUAUCCAAUUAACUAGUAUAUAAAUAUUACAAUAAAUACAUUGCUGUGUCAAUAUACUUUGUAGCCACUGUGCAUAUAUUUUCGAACUGUUUGACGAGAAAAAGCGUUUCGUUCUUUUUUGUGUAUCGUAUCGACGAUACACUUAAAAGGAUUCUUUCCUUCUAGAAUGGAAUUAGAAUUAUACUCGUACUUUGCCUGUAAUCUGCACCAAUUGUGAAUAAAAGAAUGAAUGAAUAACACGAACAAAAAAGAAAAAAAUAAAAGAAGGGUUAAAAACAAAAGGUUUGCGUAUGAACAAAUUAACUCAGGAGAAUACAUUUAGAAUUUUGUUCCUAGUCUGUGUAGUGUUUUUUUUUUCGUUUUUCUUUCUUUUUUUUUUGUGACGGGUACAAAUCUCUGAAAUACAAUAGCGUGCGGUCACAGUGGUGGCUAAUGAACAUUCACAAUACAGCUCUCCUGAUGUUACUGCGUACAAUAUUGCGAUCCAUAUCAUUUGAGCGUCAUAAAAGCUGACAAGCUGGCAUGUCUGACAAUGAGUCGUAGCGGAAAGGUAUCGCGAACAAUUACUCGAAGCUUUAUAUUCCCCGAGCGGAUUAAGGGAGAUAUUGCUUCUUCAUAUGAUGGCUUCAAGCACGUUGUUUUAAUUUUUUUGUCAUCCCCUGUCUGUGUUGUUCGCGUAUAUGAAAAAUUAAUAUAUUGGAUGGAUUAUCUCGUUAACAUGUUACUAAAUAUUACAUCUCUUGUAUUAUAUAGGAGAAAAGCACUGCCAUAUAUAUAUAUAUUUUAUUUGUUCCUUUUCACAGAAAUAGGACUUGACUUACAUAUUUCUAAUUCUUACUUAUUUCCACACUGUAUUUAGAGCAUCCAUUAUAUUCAAAGUCCUAACCCCAGUCUACGUUCCUGUCCUAAGCACACAUAUUUCAUCUUAUAUCUAAUAUUAGAAAUUUAAAUAUAUAUCUCUUUGUUUCUUCUAACUAUAUUAUAUUCACUACCCUAUACUUAAUCUAUACAUUAUACACUAUCCAUCGCAUAUCAACCUUCGGCUUAGUUCGGUACCUACAUAUGUUCUUAAGCUCUUUCUAAAACUCUUACCCAGCUUAUCACCGCUCCAUUUAUCCUACUUUUUACUAUAUCUUCCUUUCUUAAUACGCUUAAUACGUUAGAAUCUAACCUAUAGCAGCCGCUUUUGGCUACCUCCUUCUACUUUCUUCCUCAAGUAUUCUGUCUUUCCCACUGUUUUUACAUAUUCGUUUGCUAAUUCAUUAAUUUUCCUCGCAACCUUUCUUCAUUCCGUCCUUAUUAUAAACCGCUAAAAAUACUUCAUUCAUCUUCAUCUGCCUUCGAUCUAUAUACUAUUACAGAAAACAUUAUAUUCCGAUAUUAAUGAUAUUUAAAGUAGCCAUUAAAUCGUAAAGAAUAUGGUAAAAUCUAUUUUUUAUGAAUUUGACAAAUCAGUUUUUUUUUAUUAUCUACAAAUAUUUUUAGAUUAUUUAAAUGUAGGGCCUUUGACUUAAUAUACAGGAAACGUCAAAAAUAGAGAUAAUAUCAUAAGUCGAAUUUGUAUAUUUUAUUUAUAUAGCGUUAAUAUGAGUAAGAAGUAUUUUAUUAUCGCCUUAAAAUUAUCCGCAAGAAAACAGCAUUCCUUUUUUUGUUAUUUAAUGUACAACAAUUAUAGAUCACGGUAAUUUUAUUCCUUUUUAGAUUAGACUCAUGAUUAAGCUAGGUGACUGGACAAAUUGUAGAAUGUCCAAUUUAGAUAUGUGUAAUUUAUUUAAUCUUGAUGUAUUAAGAAAAAUUGAAAUAUAUAAAGAUUGUUUUGUAUGAAAUUAUGACGUGCUAUUAUAUCUAAAACUGGAUAUUAAAAUUUGAAAUACCAUAACUAUAACAUUGUUAAAUUCGCUGAAUUCCAUUUUGUCCGUGAAAUAAUAGUUUAAAUAAGCAAAAUAGUUUAUUUAUUUAACAUUAUAAUUAAUAAUUACGCCUCGAUUAAGAGUAAUUGAAGCAAUAUCUUUCACGCGACAUUAUAAAAUAAAUUCCAUGUAAAUUCUAUAUAAGAAGAUAAUUUCAUAAAUUCUAUAUAAAAUAUUAGAGAACAAUUUCUUCCUAGCUCAUACUUUAGCAUUAUACUUGCAAUUUUCAAUGAAACUGAAUGCUUUUUAUGCCACUUGGUUAAAUGUAAUUUAUGUUUAACAAGUAGUACAUAUGAAAAAGAGAUUAGUUUGAGUUAUAAAUACGAUACUUACAAAAGUUCUUUGUAAUAAGUAACGCUUAUUUUUCACUGCCAGUUCAAUUUCGUUCUAAUAAUGUAAGUUUUUCAAUUUUAUAACUAGCAAAAUUUUCGUUACUAACUUACAGAAAGGAAAACGUUGGCCAUAAGAGCAAGAGUUCACAUACGUUUAUGAAACUCUGUCUUAUCUUUUAUUAUGAAACGAUUGCUUUCCAGUGCAAUUUUAUUAUCUGUUAUAUAUUGAUAAAUAUGUUUUCUUAUUGUAAUAUCAAUUAACAUUGAUUUCCUAUACUGCAAACUUGUUCCAUUAGUAUGAAUAUUUAUUACCAGACUACACAUGUUCACGGGAAUUUACAUUUUUAUGAAUAUUUUAUAAAUCUUUGCAUGUUACAUGUGAUCUAAACAUUUCUAUAUUUAAAAAUUUUUCAUAAAUGUAUAAACCUGCGUAGUCUAUUAUCAAUAAAUUCAGGAUAUAUCUUAUAAUCAUAAUGAGAAAGUAGUUCGUGUUAAGAAAGGCCGCCGAUUGGUUGGGUGGCUCAAUCUUGAUGCCGAUUACUUGAUUUGCUGUUUAAGUGUCCUUUCCAUUUACCGAGCAAAUAUUUAACAAUAAUCUAUUCCGUUAAUGUAAUUUCACGUCGGCAAUAUCAGUUCCUACGACUUUAUUAUAAAUUUGCAUCGAUCAUACAAAGUGUAUCAAUUAUGUCAGUUUAAGUAAUAACGAAAAGUAAUCAUGAUAAAGAAAGAACAUGUAAAUUGGAAGUUUUGCAAUGACGAUGUGAUGUAUAUAAUUUUGUGGAAAAAUAUAUUAAAUUGGAUUAUAUCGAUAUUGAUUUAGAAAGUUUCAACAAAUUGUUACUCUUCAACUUCGUGGAAAUUCGAUUUCGUGCACUCUUAUUUUACUUGUUUACUUUUCUCACGUGUACGUGAUGCAGAAAAUGUCCAUCUAAAUAAAUGAUUAUUUUCCGAUUGUAUUUAGACGUUAACAUACGCGAUUUUGCGUGAACAUGCACUUGAAUACUUAAUGGUAUUGGGAUAUUGAUAACCAACUAAAUAUUUUAUAUACAAGUGUGUAGUCAGUGCGGAACUUAAAUAGGUUGAAUAAGUGGAAACAAUUAACGCGUAUAUUUUAUAACAAAGACGGAUUUAAAGAAUUAUUAAUAAAAAAGUUAUUCAGACAAUAUUUAAGCUAAGAAAUAAAUAACAUAAUUUUAUAAUAAUAAACAGUCGAGGAAAAUAUUUUAUCGUGUAAUUCGUAGAAACUAUUCUGUACUUUUAAAUAAUUCAUUUAAAAUUAUUCCAUUUUACGUAAUAAAUAUCCAAUGAGUUUCAACUUGAUAUUAUAUAAAAGCCGCAUCACAAUGCGUGUUUUAUAUAAUUGUUCUGACAUCCAAAUAGGUAGCUAAUAGAAUAGAGAAAACUGUCUUAAUACGUAUACAUUCAUAAAGUCGUUCGUAUAUCAUUCGUGGAAAUUUCUGCACGACAUCGUAUAUAUAUAAGAGAAGUUCAAAGUGAAGAGACCGAGCCGACAUUGAAGUAGCAAUAUAAAGUAAUUAGGCAAAGUAAUUAAGCAAAUUCUGUAUAUCGAGCAGUAUGCAAUACCGACUACUUUAAUUGCUUGAUGCAUCUUUUCGCGCUUUAUUCAUGCCUUCCUUCGAACCAGGAUUCAGUUCAGCCGUAAAUUCAAUAAAUUUAAUUAGCAAGCGUUUCGUUUCUCGGUUGAUAUUCCAGUAGCGAGCUCGUGCUGUUAGAUCGCUCGUAUAUGAUAUAUUGUUAAUACGCUCAUAAUCCGUUCUCACAAAUAAAUAUUGCAACGCUAAAAAAAAAAAAAAAAAAAAGAAAAGAAGAAAGAAAUCUCACGAUAACUCGUUUAUUUUAUGCUAUUAACAUGUAGCAAUUAACGAGAUGGUAUAACAUAGCAAACAGUACAAAAAAUAAUAGCUUUGCGAAGUUAAUUUCGAAAAUUGGAACAGCGAUGAUCGUUUAUAAAAAUGAUCACAAAAUGUUGCUAAGGUGUUGUAUUAUUUCGAUUGUCGCGAAAUGAAAUAAUAGAUUAUUUUUCUCCAGUCUGUAUCACGUGGCAUAGCGGAAGAAUCGAAGUUGAAACUGAAGGACAUUCACACGAUUUAAUGCUUUCAAGCUAUCGAGAAGUAAAUAGCCCUUCUAAAGUUCAAUAGUUCGCGAAGUUCCUUUCCACUCCUCGCUCCUCUUCUUUAUUUUUUUCUUCUUUUAUUAAGGAACUUGACGUCCAGACUUUUAUUGCUCCCAGCGGAGGAAUAAGUAAUAGCCUUACCGGCAGUUUGAUCUUCGUUACCGGUAUUUUUUCGAAGAAGAAACUUUUCUUUCCUAACGAUCGUGCAACCUACCAUACUUUGGCGUUUAUCUCGACUCGUACUACUUGAUCAUACAGUUUGAUACAGUACAGAUAACAUUUUACGACUCAUGCCGCUGAAAAACAAUGAUUUCUCAUACAGAACGUAUAUCUUUGUGACGAAAUUUUCAACAUACACUAUAAAUACAUAUAUAUACAUACAUACAUAUAUAACUUCCACAUACAUGUAUAUUUGAAAUGCAUCAAUGACCAUCGAGAACGAAUUAUUAAUACAUUAAAAACCGCUUAUGUAAUAUCACGUUUCUUCAUAGGUGAAGCAUGGCCAAUUAUCGAUGAAUUUAUUUCAUUUAUUUGAAUUAAUAAAGAUAAGCGACGCAAAGAAUAUUUGAAAGCCGCACUUUUUAAAUACUCAUGUCUUGCCCUAAUUAAAGAAGGUUUUCUAUUUUAGGAUUUCCGUACAGUUAUCGACAGUUAUAUAUCGGGUUGUUUCUUCAUGAUUAUUAUAUUUUUUCACAAAAGAGAUCAUUCGUCAGAUCAGGCCAUUUCAUCGAUAGCGAGGUACGUUCCGAUCAUCUCGUGUCUACAUGUUCCGAAAUUUAUGAAUGUCCGGGAAUCACGGAACGUCAGGCGUUCCCAUUGUUCGAUCACGAUUAAUUACGCAGAAAAGUACCAAGCGUGUUUCCCCUGUUUGACGCUCGAUAUUCGACAUCACGCAAGCCGGAGACUCGUCGGCUUUCGUAACGAUUAUCAGCAACAUACGAUUGUAUGGAAACUUUGAAUAAGAGUUUAAAGCACAUUUAGCAUAUCUUGCGAAAAGAGUUUUCUUACAACGUUCAAUGUGUUCUUAGCAUACACAUGUAUCAAGGAGAAGGCAGCCCUUCGGUGAUGACGUCGAUUGUAUAUGACCGACGUCAUCUUUUUUCUAAUACCUUUUUAACAAUCCAACGUGCGUUCUAAACAUUUUUCAAAUAAAAAUAUUCGUUUCAGUGUUCAUCGUGGAAGGUAGGAAUCGUAGAAACUUGUUCAUAUUAAACAUGUUAAGUUACAUCGUUGCACAAGUUUCAAACAUCUAACGUUCAUGCCUCUUUAACAUUGCAUCGUUUUCUGACGAGAUAUCUGUAAUCCGUGUCUGUUAAUACAAUAAGUCGGCAGAGAUAGCGAAGUCAUACUUUUCCGUUAAUUCAUCUUUCAUCAUAUGUGCUCCGAUUGCGUUCGUGUUCCAACUCUUGUUUUCAUACAGUUUCUAAUAUCGGUCUGGAAGGGUUUACCAAGCAAUACGUCGAAAAGGAGGAAUAAUAUGUCAUGGAUAACGUGUGUGUAUACUUGUGCGUAGGUGUCUGUGUACGUGCGUUUUGUCGCGCGUACGAACAAAACGAGAGAAAAAGAAAUAAGUUAUUUUUUGGUGUUGCAUAGCUUUUGCAUAUACAUAAGUGGUUGUAUCGUAUAGAGUGAGUUGUUUGGAUAUACAAUUUGGAUGGAUGCAUAAAGAGAAAUGCAAGGAAUGUUACGAUAGAGAACGCUGAGAAGGUUGCCAGUAUGAAAGUAAAGUAUGACCGUAACGUACGAUAAUAUGCUGUCACGCACACUUGACGAUUCUAUAGGUGUUCUUAAUGCGUUUCGAAGCUGUUUGUUGAACAUGUCUGAUAAGCGUGUUAAAUUAACUUCACCAAGCUUUGUCUUUCUGUUUGAUUUCGUGCAAAUCAUCAAACACUCAUGCGUCAUCGUCAUCUCGAGUGUGUUAUGUAACACAUUACAUGCGGCUGCUUUCGUUUUGCAAUCGCGACAUUAAUCAUGGUGAAAUUUAUUUCCGUAUGUUCGCGAUUAGUCGAGCGUUCAAGUUGAAAUUGGGCUAUUUGCAUUGAAAAGUUGGAUAGGAUUAUUUUUCUAUUUAAAUUAAAUUUGAUGCUAGAAUUAUCUUAGAAAAGUGAUCAUAGAAUUUUUCAUAGAAAUUUUAUAAAUUUAUGACGGUGCAUUUUUUAACAGUUUCUAUGAGUUUUUGUAAAUAGGUAUAAAGGUUUUUCUUUUGCGUUAUACGUUCUUUCAUGUAUCGUUCAGUUUCAUUUCUCCGGUACUAUGUAUUGCACAAUUACAAUAUGUAUAGUUUUAUAUUUAGUUGACGGUAACUUCUAGUACUUUAGAACAGAAUAAGUAAAUGGGAAAUUUCUUAACAAGAAGUUACAUAUUUAAAGAACAUUCUUUGGUUGAUGUUUCUAUAUUUCAUCAAAGAAUUAUAACGGUAAUUCCCAGAAACCAAUUGUAAUUUUUAUUUCCUUAAAAUCCUGUAUAACCCAUAGUGAAAAUCAUCUUCGUUUUCAAAGUCUGAUUUUACACAAGAUAUUUUAUAUUUAAAGAUUUGUUGUUAAUUUAUAUUUGCUGUUACUUCGAGUGUGUACGUAGAAAGGAAACUCGCUAAUGCGAGUUAUGUUUCACGUACACGAUUCUCGUUCAGGACGAAAGUUUUUCAGACGAAGCAAAAUUUUCACAUUGAAUUUUGGUGAGCUUUUCGAUGCAAACUGCGACUUUUCGGUAAAAAAAAAAAAUUGCAAAACUGGCGCACAAGCAUCGAUUUAAAAGGCAAAAAUGCAAUACAAAAAUUUCGUCUCGUUCGGUAACGUGUCGAUAUACGAUGAACUCAUGUUAUGCAAAUGUGUAACGUUUAGAAGUUUGAUCGACUAAGUGAUCGUUUUCGGCGUGAUAUGCAAUUUUCAUACGUACAGCCGUUUUUACGAAAAUGAGAACAAGACAUUUGAAUAUUCGCAUAACGUUCUCGCUCAAUUCCAUUUUAUAGUAACGACCCCUUUGUCGUUCCUAUCGUUUAAUCGAGUAUCUCGUGAAAAACUAAGGUUAAGCUUCCUGUUACUAACGACGAACUGCCUAACGACCGUUUCAACGAACACCUCGAAAACGCGAUUCACGAAGAAUCGUCUAUCGUACUGCCAUGGGAUUGUUCCUGAUACAAUAAUCCUGAAACCUUCUGAAAAAUCUGUCAUUUUACUUCUUGAAUAUUAAACACAAGUUACGACUGGCGAAUUUUUCUAGAAUUUAGCUCAUCCUCGAUCCCUCUGACAAAAUUCUGAUAGAUCGGUGUUCAGAUCGGUUCAUAUCCACACGUGACACGUAUAUCGAAUAUCGUUCGAGGGCUAAAAUAAAGCAAUUGAAAGAAUUAGGAAAAAUUCCCUCGGAAAUCGUUGAUGCCCUGUUAAUAAAAGGGAAAGAGAGGAGCAGAAAAGAUUGCGAAAUAAAUGUGUGUAAAGCGUAUGCGCGCAUGCGUGAGUAUAUAUGUGUGUCUGAGCGCGCGCGUACCUCCUAAAAGGGGGCGCGGAAUAUCCUAGUUUGUAAAUGUUUCAAAUGGUCUCGGACAAGAAAAGUCUCGAGAGAAAGAGAAAGAUUGUACGCGUGUAUGCGAGAAGAAAAAAGACAACGGAAAGAGAAAAAUAAAGAGCGGAGAAACCAGUUUUAAGGGAUGUUAACGAUGUACAAAUGUGUAAUUUAGUGUCGCAAGAGAAAUCCGUCUACGGCGCGGUAACACGAUAGCAGAAAAUACUAAACAGAACAAACAAACAAAUAAAAAAUAUUACUUUUAUUUUACGAGCAAGAGAGAGAGAGAGAGAGAGAGAGAGAGAGAGAGAAGUGAGAAAAAGAACGCGCAUACAGGUGAACCUUUAGAGAACCUAGGCGUACCUAUAUUUCCAUGAUUACACAUUUUUUGAACGUAUACAUGAUAAAUAGAAAAGAGAGAUUACGUACCACGAGCGAGGGAAAAAGAACGUGAAGAAGGUGAAGGCCCUCUCCACACAUUCACACGUACGGUAAAUCAUGUGCUAUGACCGACAGUUGUCGAAAUAAAAUUCUUUUCGAUCAAAAAUA
This is a messenger RNA of Bombus pascuorum, 15893 nucleotides long. Its product is annotated as leucine-rich repeat-containing protein 24-like. The coding region runs from base 1314 to 3296 and encodes 660 amino acids. The record is from RefSeq and is a predicted model, not a curated record. The transcript has a single exon. Gene Ontology annotation, molecular function: protein binding. Lineage: Eukaryota; Metazoa; Arthropoda; Insecta; Hymenoptera; Apidae.